Molecule: messenger RNA, 1172 nt
Organism: Paramisgurnus dabryanus
Lineage: Eukaryota; Metazoa; Chordata; Actinopteri; Cypriniformes; Cobitidae
Gene: gtf3ab
Product: general transcription factor IIIA, b
Cellular component (GO): nucleus
Source: RefSeq, a predicted model, not a curated record
CAAUGAAAGCACCUUGCCACCGACCGAGGAUUGCGGUCAGAGCGGCUAAUAUGGGCGAGCGACCACAGCACCCGGAUAAACAUUUCAUAUGUUCCUUUGCUAACUGUAAAGCGGCGUUUACCAAGAUGUGGAAGUUGGAAGCGCAUUACUGCAAACACACUGGACUGAAGCCAUUUGCAUGUGGAAACUGCGACAAGAGCUAUAACACCCGUUAUCUGCUCACCCGACACCAGUUGAGUCACAGCGGGGAGAAGCCCUACCUGUGCUCGGUCAGCGGAUGUACAGAUGCGUUUUCCACACCUGGAAGCUUGAAGAACCACAUUGCUCAUGUUCAUCAGCACACUGAACGGUGUUAUGUUUGCAACCAUCAGAACUGCGGAAAAUCGUUCAGUAAAAAAAAGCAGCUGAGGAUUCAUGCAUGUGAGCACACAAAUGAGAUGCCUUUUGAAUGUGACUUUAAGGAAUGUGACCAGAAAUUUGCUUCUUCUAAAGCUUUAAAACUGCACGAGAAGGUGCAUAAAGGUUACCCAUGUGCUGAGGAUUACUGUUCUUUCAAAGGGAAAACAUGGACCGAGUAUCAAAAUCACAAAAAAGCAGCACACAGAGAAAUCCUUCCUUGUGACCAAUGCAAGAGGAUCUUCCACAAUGCCCGUUUUUUGCAGAUGCACAAACAGUGGGUUCAUUCUGGGGAACGGCGUGUGUUUAAAUGCACCAGACAGGGUUGUCAGGAAACCUACACUACAAACUUCAACCUACAGAACCACAUUCUGGCCUUUCAUGAGAGAAAGCGUGACUUCAUCUGCUCUUUUACAGGCUGUGGUAAAGCUUUCGCUAUGGAGGAAAGCCUGAGAAGGCAUUCUGUGGUCCAUAACCCUCUGAAGACAAAACUGCAGAAGCCAAAAACCAAGCAGCACAAGAAGAUUCAAUCUAAGACUAAAAAGUCAGAAGCCACUAAACUUUCUAAGGCUCUGCAAAACAUCUCCUUGAACAAGGCUGUGUGACUGAAGAGGCCAUAAGUCAUCUGAAAAAUCUUUUGUUUUGACUUAUUUAACUCGUUUCCAACUUUUGUUCAGUUUAUAGACCUAGUAUUUCAGUUUGUCACCUUUUUAUUUAUUUAAAUAAAUGAUCACUGUGGCAACUCCUUUGUUUUGUGGUCAAUAAAUGCGGAAACC